Molecule: messenger RNA, 2807 nt
Organism: Glycine soja
Lineage: Eukaryota; Viridiplantae; Streptophyta; Magnoliopsida; Fabales; Fabaceae
Product: L10-interacting MYB domain-containing protein-like
Exons: 4
Coding region: 660-2558 (632 amino acids)
Source: RefSeq, a predicted model, not a curated record
CGCAUGGGAAAAAGAACAAAGAAACAACAUAUCUUGAGUUUCCGAAGCGCUUACGACGAUCAAAUUCACGUUUUGUUCCGAAUGCAGCAUUGUCGUUGAACUUCAGGUAUAACACUUCGCCUCUUCGCUCUCACUCCCUCUUAUCUUUUUUCCCACCUAAUAUUUUUCGACUCUUUAUAACUCAUCAUGCAUGCAAAGAUAGUACCAAUUCAACGUUUUUAAUUCAAAUUUCAUUUUUUUCCUUUCAAUUUUAUCCCAUUAUUACUGAAACCCCUUUUCCCCCAUACUUUGAUCCAUUCUAUAAGCAGAGCAUGCACGUGCAUGUAGGUGAAUCUUAGAUAUCAUGGCUCUGAGUCUCCAUUUGAGGUUGGAAAUACAUUUUUUUUGCCAAAUUUGUAUUGUUAUUCAUCGUAGGAAAAAAGGGUUUGUAACCAUUGUACCCACUCGAGUAAUUUUAGUUUUAAUGUCAUUUUUUUCACGUGUUAGUAGUUAUUGCCGUAUAUACUAGUCUUGGCAAGAUGUUAUUAUUGUUUGGGGUGUGAUUGGUAGGGAUACAAAUGGGGGAAUUGAAAAUAAGGAUAGGAGCUUAUUGUUGGUUAGAUUAAUACAUAUUAGUUGAUUGCCUGUAAAAAAUAGCAGAACAUUUUCAUGGUACAAGGAUGUCCAGUCCAGCUUCAAAAGCCUCUUGGACACCUGAAUUCCAUAGAAUAUUUGUUGAUUUAUGCCUUGGAGAAAUGCUGAAGAAUGAGCCCGGGUCAAUGCGAAUUACUAAGGCUGGUUGGAGGAACAUUGUUGGAUCCUUUUAUGCGAAGACAGGUGUGAGAUAUGACAAAAAGCAAUUUAAGAAUCACUAUGAUUCUACCAGAAAACUAUGGAAAGUCUGGGUCAAGUUGACUGAUGAUAGCAACAUGAAGUGGGAUCCAGAAAUGCGGACGUUUGGUGCUUCCGAGGAAGACUGGCAAAAUUACGUAAAGGCAAUUCCAGAAGCUGCCCAGUUUCAGUCUAAGGAAAUCCAGUUUAAAGACAAACUGGAUAUCAUCUUUGAUGGAGGGAAUCGAAUUGAGGAAGUGAAAAGGUGGGCCAGUGUCAAGUGGCAGAAUGAUGCUUCAGCUACAUCUCCCUUGUGUGGAAGAGAGCGAGAGAAGAAACACAAGAAUUUUGAUAGGGAUUGUGAAUCAGAUAGUACCAUUAUGGUUGACUAUUCACCAACACCAAAAGCUUCUUGGUCACCUGCAUACCAUAAAAUGUUUGUUGACUUAUGCAUUGAAGAAACAUUGAAGGGGAACAAGUCUGCGACGCAUUUUACCAAGGAGGGCUGGAGGAAUAUUGUUGGAUCCUUUAAUGCAAAGACUGGUAUGAGAUACGACAAAAAACAAAUUAAGAAUCACUAUGAUUCAACCCGGAAACUAUGGAAAAUCUGGGCUAAGUUGACUGGUGAGGAUAACAUGAAAUGGGACCCCCAAACCAAAACGUUUGGUGCUUCUGAGGAAGGCUGGCACAAUUGUCUAAAGGCAUUCCCAGAAGCUGUACAAUUUCGGUUUAAGGAACUCCAGUUUUCUGACAAAUUAAACGUCAUCUUUGAUGGAGCUAUGCCAACUGAGGAAAUGAUAACAAGGCUUAAGAGGCAGAAUGAUGCUUCAGCUACAUUGCAUGGAAGAGAGCAUGAGAAGAAACGUAGGAAUGUUGGUCGGGAUUGUGGAUUAAAGAGUGCCAUCAUGGUUAAUGCCAUCCCAAUCCGCACAAUUCCAAGUGAGCAGAGCAUGUCCAGUUCAUCAUAUACCAAGGUCAAAGCCGCAUGGACUCCUACACUGCACAAGGUCUUUGUUAAUCUAUGUAUGCAAGAGACAUUAAAGGGGAAUAAGCCUGGCACACAUUUUACAAAGGAAGGUUGGAAGAACAUUAUGGAAUCAUUUUAUGCAAAAACUGGUUUGAAUUAUGGUAGAUUACAACUUAAGAAUCACUGGGAUUCUACCAAGGAACAAUGGAGAACUUGGUGUAAGCUUAUUGGCACCAGUUACAUGAAAUGGGAUCCAUCUGACCAGAAGUUUGAGGCUGGUGAAGAAGAUUGGACCAACUAUUUACAGGAAAAUCCAGAAGCUGCACAAUUUCGCUAUAAGGAACUACAAUUCACUGACAUAUUGGAAACCAUCUUUAAUGGAACUACUGUUACUGGAGAGACUGAACCUGCUGCGCAACAAAGGAAAAGUGAGGGUAGUGUUAUUACUUUCCCUUUAGACACAAAAGAACCUGAUACAGACAACUUAGACGAGAAAACUGAAUGUCAUUGUGAUGCUGUUGCAUCAAGAAAUGGUGUGAGUAUUCAGAAGAAUGCUAGUGCAGUUUCAUCCACCGAAGGCAAACACAAUUAUAGUAUCGGUGAAUGCAUUGAAUGCCUUGAUAGAAUGGAAGAAAUAGAGCAAGGAAGUGAUCUCUACAUGUUUGCUUUAGAUGUAUUCCUUAAGCAGGAAUAUAGGGAAAUUUUUCUGCAGUUGAAAACGCCUAAUCUGAGGAUCUCAUGGUUGCAGCGGCUUCAGUCUGGUGGUCCACCUCCAGUCUAGGUUUUUGUCAUACUUUCAUAGUUUUUUUUUAGUUUAGAGUUCUUCAUAGAAUGUGGUGUUUAGGCAGUGGUCUGUUCCUUACAAUAUGAGGAUGAUAUAACUUUUCAGGGAGUGAUUUCCCAAAUUGAGUAUACUUGGAAGCUUAAAAAUGUAUAUCAUUAACUAGUUGACGCAAUAAUGUAAUAGUUGAUAAAUAGUAGUGGAGUCUCUUAAUACUAUUUUAAUGUUAUUUUAUUGCAGUUACUUUUC